This is a messenger RNA of Gadus morhua (Atlantic cod), 603 nucleotides long. Its product is annotated as collagen alpha-1(I) chain-like. The record is from RefSeq and is a predicted model, not a curated record. Lineage: Eukaryota; Metazoa; Chordata; Actinopteri; Gadiformes; Gadidae. The transcript has 4 exons. The coding region runs from base 1 to 555 and encodes 184 amino acids.
AUGUCCUCAAGUGUGGGUUCAGAGGACCUGAAGGAAGACCUCUGUCUCUACAAGCUAACAAGGAGAGGACCUCUGUCCUGCCCCCCCGUUCCUGUAGGCCCCCCAGGACCUGUAGGUCCCGGUCCUGUAGGUCCCGGUCCUGUAGGCCCCCCCGGACCUGUAGGCCCCCCAGGACCUGUAGGUCCCGGUCCUUUAGGUCCCGGUCCUGUAGGCCCCCCCGGACCUGUAGGCCCCCCAGGACCUGUAGGCCCCCCAGGACCUGUAGGCCCCCCCGGUCCUGUAGGCCCCUGUCCUGUAGGCCCCCCCGGACCUGUAGGCCCCCCAGGACCUGUAGGCCCCCCAGGACCUGUAGGUCCCGGUCCUGUAGGCCCCCCCGGUCCUGUAGGCCCCUGUCCUGUAGGCCCCCCCGGACCUGUAGGCCCCCCAGGACCUGUAGGUCCCGGUCCUGUAGGCCCCCCCGGUCCUGUAGGCCCCUGUCCUGUAGGCCCCGUUCCUCAUUCCCGUGUUUCCCGUGCUUCAGACCCCAGAACCCGGCGUCACUCUGAGGACCUGUAACCAUCUGGUCACCGGCCUCACAGAACACAUCACAGGGAAGUCACAUGA